Colletotrichum gloeosporioides is the source of this 1440-nucleotide messenger RNA. Its product is annotated as Central kinetochore subunit CHL4. Gene Ontology annotation, biological process: CENP-A containing chromatin assembly; chromosome segregation. The transcript has a single exon. Bases 1 to 1440 code for a protein of 479 amino acids. NCBI's taxonomy places the organism in Eukaryota, Fungi, Ascomycota, Sordariomycetes, Glomerellales, Glomerellaceae. The record is from RefSeq and is a predicted model, not a curated record.
AUGGCUCGAUUUUCGAUCCCCACCAAACGGUCUCUGUCUUCAGAUGUUCGACUUCCGACUUCCAGUGCCGCAGUCCAGAAAGCUCUGACCAGGCUUUCACGCCCGUCUCUUCUCACGCUGGCUUUGGAUUGGAUCAGCGAUGAGAAUGUCUCCUUAUGCGUACCGCUUUUAGGCGACGAUGUUGAUGAGGACGGGUUAUACCAGCCAGCCACGUCACUCGAUGAACUGCGCGCUAUCUACAAAGAUUGGCAAUGCAGGAACGGUUCCAAGAGGGAGGUUCUCGACCGGGUGACAGACGGCGAUUGGCAGCAUGGCCUAACUCUGUAUCAACUAGCCAUGGCAGACGCACAGUACCUUCAGGAUCACCCUUCUUCGCAGAGAUGGACUGCCUAUCGCAUUUUGCCUCUUAAGGACAUCUCUACCACGGACGACGAGCAGCGUCCCCCCGACCUGGAUAGAGAGUCAUUGAAACUACCACGCUUUCAUCCCUCGACCUUCAUACAAAACCUUCAAUCUCACGUCUUACCAGAUGUCAAAGCUCAUUAUCAUAUCCAUCGACCGCAGGGCCUCGCCAUGUCAGUCUUGCGCAUUUUCAUCAUCGAAUCCCCCUACAACACUAGCAUGGCCCACCCUGGAGAUAGUCUCGCGCCCCCGGACUCCGAUGUUGAUUGCUCGAGGACACUCUACAUGGCAUUCCCAGAUGCUUCACACUACAUUUACUUGUCAAAAUCCCAGACCAUAGGGUCGCUCGGCGCAGCAGAGUCCAAAAGCUUCCGCAACCUAGUUAUUGAGGGGAUUCCCAAGGCGUUGUCUCGGCCACGAGAGAGGUACAUGCUAAAACCCACAAACAUCUCGACCAAGAAUAUUUCGGCCCUCCUACAUGCAAGAGGUGUUGGUCGUGCAAACUCGGCUGGCGGCGGAUGGAAUGUCUAUGCCGACAAAAAGAAGAACGAGUCACCGCUUGACAACACGCUGCCCACUCCGCCGUUGUCUGAAGAAUCGUCCGACGAAAGCUCGAACCCAACGAAAAGGAAGGCUAACAAGAGGAACGGUGACGCUCUCUAUGACAGUCACUGUUCAUUGAAACGGGCUCGGCUUUGCGCUCAGGCGAGGUUCGGUAGCACUGCCAGGUUGGAUGACGGAUUGGGUAUCGAGCGCGUGGAUGUUGCCAUCGAAGACCCUUUUCCCAUCCGACGAAUAUAUGGUCUGGAUGACGAGGAAAUGGGUAGCCAUGUCUCAGACAGUGAAGAAUCGGGUUGGAUUCCCAAGGUGAAAGUCAUUAUGUAUGGGGCCCACGUGUUCGCUGGUGUGCGACGGCUGGUUGAGAACGGUAUUAUAGAGGGACAGCGGAUGCCGGGAUGGUUGACAGGCGAAGAAGGAGUCACCAUUGGGGCUGUGCGCCACGGAAGAAUCAGAGGGCACAGAGGAUCUGGAUUAUAA